Messenger RNA from Acaromyces ingoldii, 950 nucleotides. RefSeq names its product phosphoglycerate mutase-like protein. Bases 8 to 883 code for a protein of 291 amino acids. Gene Ontology annotation, molecular function: phosphatase activity. Gene Ontology annotation, cellular component: cytoplasm. The transcript is spliced from 5 exons. Lineage: Eukaryota; Fungi; Basidiomycota; Exobasidiomycetes; Exobasidiales; Cryptobasidiaceae. The record is from RefSeq and is a predicted model, not a curated record.
GGCAAGCAUGUCCUUCAAUUUGCCAAAGUCACGCUACCAUUUUAAGGCUCAGCCCGGCUACUUUGUGUACACGGACCCGUCCAUUGACAACACCGAGCUGCCGGCCAUCGCAGACAACUUUGGCCUGGCCGAGGGCAAAACAUGGAAGGGCCUCCUUGACGAUAUUCAAGCUCAGAACAAGAGGUCAGGCGAGACGGGUGAGGUGUACAAGCUCAUCUAUGCGGCCAGACACGGUGAGGGCCAUCACAAUGUCGCCGAAGCAAAGUAUGGCACAAAAGCAUGGGACGAUCACUGGUCGCUCCUCACGGGCGAUGGCGAGCUCAUUUGGGGGCCCGACCCUUCCUUGACUUCCGUGGGCGAAGGACAGGCGCGCGACGCAAGACGCAUCUGGAACAAUCUCCUGUCCGAGGGAGCCCCAGAUCCGCCUCCUUUGCCUGGCGCAUACUUCUCGUCGCCCAUGAUCCGUUCGGCAAAGACGCUUUAUCUCACCUUUGAGGGUCGCACGCCCGCCAAGCCUGUCGUCAUCCUUGAGAGCAUACGCGAAGACUUCAAGGAUCGGCAUACGUGCGACGAACGCAGCAAACGCAGCGACGUCGCGGCCGAGUGGGAGCCGAAGGGAUGGAUCAUAGAUAGCAAGAUGGAAGAAGAGGACACGCUCUUCAAAUCCGACUACAAGGAGACGCACGAGACGAUGGCGAAACGCCUCGCAGAUGCGCUCAGCGACAUCUUUGAGCGUACAGAAGGGAUCGACGUCAUCAACAUCACAUCGCACAGCGGCGUGAUGCAGGCCUUGUUCCGAGCUGUGGACCACGACGAUUUCAAGCCAAAAACGGGCGGGAUGGUACCGCUCCUUAUCAAGGGCACUCGUCGGUCCAACAAAUAAGAGAAGGUGACUGAAUUAGACAAUUGAUAGAUAUGCAAAUAUUGAACACUGUGAAAAGCGAAAGCGA